AUGGUGGACAGGAGGGGCCAUCCCAUGUACCUACUGUGCAGGGGCUCCGGACUCCAGGGGUCCAACAGCCACGCCCGCCCCGGGGGGGUCUCCGGGAGCGCGCGCUACUCUCCUGUUUCACUGGAACAGGACUCCGCGGUGAAUAAUGGAUCAGGCGCUCGCAGCGGCCUCAAAGCGGACAUAAAGGGGGCAGCGUCGCGCGUCGCGGGCCCCUCCGCCUCCAGCUCGCCUUCGCCGGGCCCGCGGCUCGGAGCCCGCUCUCCGAAGCACCUGCCGUACCCCCGCCGCGCCGACAUGAGCAUGCAGGGCAACGUGUACAACUUCCUGGAGAGGCCCAGCGGACGAAAGUGCUUCCUCUACCACUUCUCAGUGUUCCUGAUGGUGCUGAUCUGCCUCCUCUUCAGCGUGCUCUCCACCAUCGAGCAGUAUGCCGUCUUCGCCACCGGGACCCUCUUUUGGAUGGAGAUUGUUCUGGUGGUGUUUUUCGGUGCGGAGUACGUGGUCCGCUUGUGGUCAGCGGGAUGCCGCAGCAAAUAUGUGGGCAUCAAGGGCCGACUUCGCUUUGCCAGGAAACCCAUCUGUAUCAUAGACUUGAUCAUAGUCGUUGCCUCGGUCAUUGUCCUGAGCGUGGGCUCCAAUGGACAGGUGUUUGCGACUUCAGCCAUCAGGGGUAUACGAUUCCUGCAGAUUCUACGUAUGCUGCAUGUGGACCGACAGGGGGGCACCUGGAGGCUUCUGGGAUCUGUAGUUUUUAUUCAUAGACAAGAGCUGAUAACCACACUGUACAUUGGUUUCUUGGGCCUUAUCUUCUCUUCCUACUUCGUAUACCUGGCUGAAAAGGAUGCGGUAGAUGAGGAGGGCAAGACUGGCUUCUCCACCUAUGCGGACGCCCUGUGGUGGGGUGUGGUGACGGUGACAACCAUCGGCUACGGGGACAAGGUCCCUCAGACAUGGAUUGGAAAGACCAUCGCAUCCUGCUUCAGCGUAUUUGCCAUCUCCUUCUUCGCUCUGCCGGCGGGGAUUUUGGGUUCAGGCUUUGCUCUGAAGGUGCAGCAGAAGCAGAGGCAGAAGCACUUCAACAGACAGAUCCCUGCCGCAGCCUCUCUCAUCCAGACGCUGUGGCGCUGCUACGCUGCGGAGUCCCCUGAAGGCUGCCCUGCCACGUGGGCGAUGUACGAGCUGACCGUCGACCGCGUUCCUGCCAUGGCUGCCGAAGGCGGCAGAGAGAACUUCAGGAAACUGAGCAAGCGCUGCAGGAAGAAGCCCAAGUUCCCUCGUGACAAUGGCUUCCUGGGUCCCGCUGUCUCUGGAGAGCAAGCCCUGUCCGUGCCGCAAAUCACGUUUGAGCACGCGGACAGUGCGGACGCGAAGAAGGAGGCCUCUUUAUACCUGGACGAAUCCUCAGGUCAUCAACAGCCAUGGCCACCCUUGUCUCUCAGCUGUCCUGCUUCUCCAGUCAAAAAGAGCCUGGAUGUUCCCUCCCUAGAUGUCUCGAGGACCAACAGCUUUGUAGAUGAGGUGGACUUUGUUGCAGAGGAUGUGACAUCUCCCCUGGUGACAGGCACAUCUGAGCUGUCACACGCUCACAAAGCAGCCAUCAGAGUCAUCCGAAGAAUGCAAUACUUUGUGGCCAGACGGAAAUUUCAGCAAGCCAGGAAACCAUAUGACGUGCGAGACGUGAUCGAACAGUACUCCCAAGGCCAUCUGAACAUGAUGGUACGCAUUAAAGAGUUGCAGAGAAGACUGGAUAACUCCUUGGGGAAAGCUGGAAUGUUCCUACCAGAAAAGGGUGUGGACAAAGAGUACUACACGGUUGGAGCCAGACUGAUUCGACUGGAGGACAAGGUGUUGCAGAUGGACCAGAAGAUGGAGACGAUUCUGAAGAUCCUGGUGGAGCAAUUCAGAACCCAGACACCUAUGUCAGCGGAGUCGCAAUAAUGAAGAUCAGAGGUCCCGGCUUAGAGAAAGACCAAUGAUGUUGCGAGGCAUCCUUGUUCUGUCAGAUUUCCCACCUGGCCAGGAGCUGGGACUCAUGGCUGGAUAGACCAGCUCUUUCCACGUUCCUGCUCCCCUGGAACAUCAGUGAAAAUGACCUCUGAUGUGACAGCCAAACAUAGCUCCCAGUCAUGGCCUCUGUGGGUAUGUGUAUGGCAACCCUCCAGCCAAACAGUCUGUUGCAUUCAUCUGAGUUCAGAUGGGUAUGAGCAGGCUCUCCUGAUGUAUAACAUAUCCUCAGUCAACUCUUCCAGCUUGAUAACCAGACCUUGUCUGCACUCCCACCAGUGGCAUUUACCAGAACUAUGACUGACCUCACAGGAUGUUUUUACUUUAAAUUCACCGCUGUGCAAAAGUGGGUGUUGCCAUGUGACAUCAAAUUAUCUAUUCUUCCUAAAAUUAGAAGAAAAAUCAGCCUACCAUCCAA
Scleropages formosus (Asian bonytongue) is the source of this 2422-nucleotide messenger RNA. RefSeq names its product potassium voltage-gated channel, KQT-like subfamily, member 1.2 (gene kcnq1.2). The transcript has 17 exons. Gene Ontology annotation, biological process: potassium ion transmembrane transport. Lineage: Eukaryota; Metazoa; Chordata; Actinopteri; Osteoglossiformes; Osteoglossidae. Gene Ontology annotation, cellular component: voltage-gated potassium channel complex; membrane. Gene Ontology annotation, molecular function: voltage-gated potassium channel activity. The coding region runs from base 1 to 1938 and encodes 645 amino acids. The record is from RefSeq and is a predicted model, not a curated record.